Molecule: messenger RNA, 2339 nt
Organism: Carassius gibelio (silver crucian carp)
Lineage: Eukaryota; Metazoa; Chordata; Actinopteri; Cypriniformes; Cyprinidae
Product: E3 ubiquitin-protein ligase TRIM21-like
Exons: 8
Coding region: 78-1793 (571 amino acids)
Molecular function (GO): zinc ion binding; protein binding
Source: RefSeq, a predicted model, not a curated record
CCACUUCAUAGUGAACGUAUGUGCCACAUCGUGAGUGGAACAGAAGAGAAGAGCAAAGGACAGACAAGAGAUACACAAUGUCAGUUCCUGGUGAAUUUCUGUCAGAGAAGCAGUUUACCUGUUCUAUUUGCUUAGAUGUCUUCACCAAUCCUGUCUCCAUACCCUGCGGCCACAGCUUCUGCUCAUCAUGCAUCACGUCCUAUUGGGAGGGUCAGGGGAAAAGCUGCUUCUGUCCUAUGUGCAAGGAAAGCUUCCGCAAGCGUCCUGAGCUCCACAUCAAUCACACGCUCAAAGAGAUCACAGAGAAGUUUAAACGGAUGGCGGACACUACGAUGAGCGCACCUGCAGAUUCACCAUCCAACUCUCUUUCUGCAGUGAACCCUUUAGCGCAGAACAGACCGGUAGAGCUGCCCAGAGGCCUCCUACCAGAAAUGAGAACCCGCUUCCAAAGUACAUCAUCCACCCAUGAUGCUCAUUCUCUCCCUCCUGCCAAGACACCUAAGCAAAACUUAAGUGUGAGUGGAACAGGUUCCAAUGGGCCACAGUGUCCCAUACAUGGGCAUAGUUUGGAGCUACUCUGCAGGACUGACCAGACAUGCAUUUGUAUAACAUGUGCAGAGAAGGAACAUUAUGGGCAUUCUGUGAUAGAUGCCAAAAGAGAGAUGAAUAUUAAGAAGUCCCAGUUGCGCAUCUUGGAGGUGGAGGUACAAGGAUUGAUUACAGUCAGAGAGAGGAAGAUAGAGGAGAUCCAAACAUCACUUGCAGAAAUUCAAGUAAAAGCAGACCAAGAGAAAGCAGGUACUGUGAGUAUGUUUGCUGAGUUAAUGAAAGCUGUUGAGAAGUCCCAGGCUGAACUUCUGGAGGUGGUGGAGAUGGGACAGCGUGCUGCAGAACUUCGCUCUCAGGCCUUCAUACGUGACCUGCAGAUGGAGAUCUCUGAACUUAGAAAUAGAUUUAGCAACAUCAAUCAGUUGGCCCAGUCCAAAGAUCAUGUUUCCUUCUUCAAGACAUAUCCAGCCUACAGUACUUUACCUGAGACAAAGAGCUGGGCAGAAGUGGUCUUGACCCCUGACCCCAGUGCAGGAGUAGUGCUGAGAAAUGUCACUCAGAUGGCGGAGGAGGUUCAGGAAGCAUUAAGAAAACUAUCUGCGAUCUGUUUGCGCCCUUCCACAGGAAACCCACAGGAAAUAUAUCAACAAAAAGUAUGGAAAGUGCAGGAAUAUGCAAUGGAUGUGACCCUAGAUCGAGACUCAGCCCAUCCGCGUCUGAUUAUCUCUGAUGAUGGUAAACAGGUGCACUGCAGUGACCGCUACCAGACGGUGCCAGACACAAUUGAACGGUUUGACCGUGUUGUGUGUGUACUUGGCCACCAAGGUAUUAGCUCUGGCUGCCAUUACUGGGAGGUUGUUGUGGGUGAGAAGACGGACUGGGAUUUGGGCAUUGCUAGGUGCUCCAUCGGCAGGAAAGGAAAAAUAGUUGCAAACCCAGCUAAUGGAUUUUGGUUUCUAAGUCUACGAGACAAGCAUGAAUAUGUCUUCCGCACAGAACCAUCAAUGCCUAUAGUUGUAAACCCAAAACCACAGCACAUUGGCGUGUAUGUGGACUAUGAAAAAGGUCAAUUGUCCUUUUAUAAUGCAGAUACAAAGUCACUGAUAUUUACCUUCACAGACUCCUUUGCAGAGACUUUAUAUCCUUUUUUCAGCCCAUGCACAAACAAAUCUGGCAAAAAUGAGGCCCCGCUUAUCAUAUGUCCUGCCUAUCCAGCGAACCCAAGCUGGUAUACUGAAAAAUGAAAUAAUACUGGGAUAGAACCAAAAAUAAAGCUCACAGGGUUUGUUUACUUUAUUAUUUAAUUCCAAAGGAUGAAAAGUAAUAUGGUUUUAAAUACAAUCUAUGAGAUCAUUCAUUGGCUAGAUGUUUUUUUAUAUAUAUAUUCAACAAAACAUAAACAGCUAAUCCUUAUAGACUAUACCUUAUAGAAUAUAUUAUGAUAUACCUAAAACAAUAAGACUUAUAAAGGGGAAAUUAUUUGCAAGGUUUGAAAGUUGGGAUUUAAUUUGACACUGAACACAAGAUUGGAUGGUGAUGGAGAUCUGAUUGUAAAACAAAUAACCUCUCAUUAGUAUUAAGCUUGACCAAGCAUAAAAAUGUAUAAUGUUCAAAUAUGUGUUCUGUACAUUAUAGUAAAACAAAAAUAAAUGUGAAUACAAAAUACUGAGUCCAUAUUAUGAGAUUAUGGUCCUUUAAGUCAAACCAGAGACCAAAAGGUCUUUAAAAGAAUUUGCACUGCAACUUUUGUAAGUUAGGCACUAGGGAGUAACUGUUGCUUUAAAGGUACA